CAGGUGUGGGCGCCACAACAGGCCGGGUCGCCCGCCGGUCACCGGCCUCCCGCCCACGUGAUGCCCGGGCGCCAUAAAUAGCCGGGCGCGCGGGCCGGCGGAGUCUCCGGGGAGCCAGCGCCCUGCCUUCCCGGUCUCCGCGCCCCGUCCGGCCCCCGGCCCGGCCCGGCCCGUGCGGAUGGAGGCGGCGGCGGCGGGACGCCUGCGCGCUCGGACGUCGCCUGCUGACUGGCCUGGGAUCCAUGGAGAGGACCGGGAAGGGCAGCUCUGAGCACUGCCGUGCCCAGCAUCGCGGCGCCCGCUGCUGAGGGGCCCCGCGCCUCUGGCCCCCACCAUUGCCCUCGCCCGCCGAUGGCAUCCGCCCGGCCCAGGGCCACCUGAGCCGCCCGCGCCCUGCCAGGACUCGCCGUGCCCCCAUGGGGUAACGUGACAGGACUGAGCACCACGCCGCCGCCGCCUGCCCACCGCUGCCUGCGACCCCACCCCAAGCAGCCCUUUCAGUUCAGUUCCAGUUUGGCUUCCUCUGGUCCUCGGGGCUUGGGGCCGGCCUUUGCGAGAAGGGGACUGGCCACCCGUCCACCGAUGCCGGGACCUCGUCCCCUGCCACAGGCACCGCGCUGGACACGGACAGCACAGCCGGACGAACGCGGGGCUUUUUGACGAUUUCUUUGCGGAGUUUCCGUGGUUAUUUCUCUCUCGGCCCUUUUGUAAUUCUCCGACUCUAAGAGGCAGGAGCCUGACGGCCGCUUCCCUUCCGGUGGGGGCUGCGUCUUCUUUUCCUUUUUUAAAGAGUUGAGUUUUGUAUUCUAAGUAUCCACGCACCGGCAGCGUCCUGCCCCCUCCCAAGUAUUUGCACAAUAUUUGUGCGGGGUGUGGGGGCAGGUUUUUAAAGCAAUUCCUCUCUCUUGGACAAGCACAGGGAUCCGUUCUCGGGUGUGGGGGGCUGGGGGCUCCUCCGUCCGUGUCCCACACCGUCAUGGCCCGCAUGAACCGGCCGGCCCCCGUGGAGGUGAGCUACAAGAACAUGCGGUUCCUCAUCACGCACAACCCCACCAACGCCACCCUCAGCACCUUCAUCGAGGACCUGAAGAAGUACGGGGCCACCACCGUGGUGCGCGUGUGCGAGGUGACGUACGACAAGGCCCUGCUGGAGAAGGACGGCAUCACCGUGGUGGACUGGCCCUUUGAUGAUGGGGCCCCCCCGCCUGGCAAGGUGGUGGAGGACUGGCUGAGCCUGCUGAAGGCCAAGUUCUGCGAUGACCCUGGCAGCUGCGUGGCCGUGCAUUGCGUGGCCGGCCUGGGACGGGCCCCGGUCCUCGUGGCACUGGCGCUCAUUGAGAGCGGGAUGAAGUAUGAAGAUGCCAUCCAGUUCAUCCGACAGAAGCGGCGCGGAGCCAUCAACAGCAAGCAGCUCACCUACCUGGAGAAGUACCGGCCCAAGCAGAGGCUGCGGUUCAAAGAGCCGCACGCGCACAGGACCAAAUGCUGCGUCAUGUAGCUCCGCCUCGGGCCCGGCCCGCCCUGCCCCUCUCUUCCUGGGCCUCAGAGUCCACACCCCCGUGAGGGGCCAGCCUGGUCCAGGGACCCCACGGGGUGACCUGUCCCCCUCCCCCCAGGGCAUCGCCCUCACGGUGGGGCUGACGGCGGUCCGCCACCUGGACCACGUGUGGGCCGCGCCCGAGGGCCCCCGCACCUCCAUCUGGCCUUCCCCCCCCCCCCCCCCCCCAGCCCUGGCACCUGGGCGGGCCUGCCUCCCGGGCCCAGCCCCGCCCGAGCAGGCCUGCUGUCUGUCUGUCUCCCUGUGUCCAUCCGGCUGUCUGCCACUUUCCGGAUCCAUCCUCCCUUUGUCCCGUCUCCAUGCUCUGUGUCCCUCUGUGCCGUGUCUCUCUGUCUCCGUGUCCUGUGUCUGUCUCUGAGGCUUGGUCCAGGGCCAUGUUCCUGGCCUUCCUGCCAUCACCUUCCUGGCUCUCCCUCCCCGCCUCCCCCUUCUGUGGGGGCAGGUGUACUUUUAAACCACUGGGCUGACCCCUCCUCCGCAGCCCUUGUCCUGAGCUGUUCUCAGCCCCUUGGAUUCGUGGGUCUGAGGGUGGUCAGCUGUUCUGGACACUUGAAGGCAAUAAAACAGGACCCUGUGCUGUG
Molecule: messenger RNA, 2139 nt
Organism: Myotis myotis
Lineage: Eukaryota; Metazoa; Chordata; Mammalia; Chiroptera; Vespertilionidae
Gene: PTP4A3
Product: protein tyrosine phosphatase 4A3
Exons: 6
Coding region: 977-1498 (173 amino acids)
Biological process (GO): endothelial cell migration; protein dephosphorylation
Cellular component (GO): nucleus
Molecular function (GO): protein tyrosine phosphatase activity
Source: RefSeq, a predicted model, not a curated record